Molecule: messenger RNA, 1869 nt
Organism: Eutrema salsugineum
Lineage: Eukaryota; Viridiplantae; Streptophyta; Magnoliopsida; Brassicales; Brassicaceae
Exons: 2
Coding region: 31-1650 (539 amino acids)
Source: RefSeq, a predicted model, not a curated record
AUCUCAUCCUUCUUGGUUUUAACCGGUACCAUGGGAAGAACAGAUGAAGCAGGCUCAAGUGUUGCUGCACCAAAGCCGCCAAAGAGAACUUAUGGGAAAGCUUGUGCUUCAGAACCCAAAGGGAAAUCAGUUGCAGCCAAUGUCAAAACAAAGGGGAAGGGCAUUGCAACUAGCUCAAGAGCAAAUGGGAAGGAAAAGAGAGCUGAGAGGAGCUCAAGUGAGGAGUUAAGUGAGGAAGAUGCCAAUGUCGUUGUACCUGCAGCUGAACCACCAAAAAAGAAAAAGGUGGUUAAGAAGCCAAAAGCAAAGCCUCCCACUUACUCUGAGUACUUGAGAAAGCUUAGAUCUAUGAAACAAGAAGAGACUUUCUACCCUGACCUUGAUCUGCUGCAGAGACUUGGGAUUCUCGAUGAGGUCAGGGGUGUUCUUCACACAAUUGGUCUUGGUAACUUGAUGGAGAUGCUACAUCCUUCUUAUAAGGAUGUCACUUGUCAGUUUCUUGCUUCUUUGCAAGUAAACCACCACAAUGAAGAGGGACCAGACAACAUUGCUGCUGGUUUUGGGUCAAUAGAGUUCAAGAUCGGUAAGGAACAGUAUGAGGUAACUUUCAGAGAAAUCAGUGAUGCUUUUGGGUUCCCUGUUGAAGGAAGAAGCUGCCUCAGGAAACUGGCCUACUAUGGAAAUGAUUUGCAACAGUUGUGGUGGGCUUUAGCCGCCGGUUCAUAUGAGGCUGGAGUGAGCAAAGCCGCAGCAAUCAGGAGUCCUGCUUUGAGAAUGGUACACAAGAUCCUGGCCGACACAUUCUUGGGAAAGAAAGAGUAUUCCACUGUAUAUGAUGCUGAGGUGAUGAUGAUUGGUGAGGGGCUUAAACCUUUGAUGCCUUCAUUUAAAAGUGGACAGAUUUUUUAUGGUGAUUCUCGCAAGCCUACAAUGGCGGCUCUGCUUGUCAAGAACUUCAUGGCCAUUAAGAAAUGGGCGCAUAACAACAGAAUAAAGGAGCCAAGUAUGCGCAUUGGAGGCCUGAUCACUCCCAUCUUGCAGCAUAUUGGAGUUGAGCUAAGUGGUGAUAAGAUCGGCUACAGGUUGAUGGAUGCUUAUCUUAAGAAGAUCAACUAUCUUCAUGGCACUGUUGGAGAAUUUUAUGCCUACAACUUCACUCUUGAAGAAAAGAUUACUGCUAGAGUCUUGUUUCCCAAUCGAGCCCUUACCUCACUUGCAGAGAGAAAGAACAUUGCUUUUUAUAUCACCAAAGAUCAGUACUACAACCCAGAGAUUCACCCUCCUGUUCAGCUGAUCAGAAAGCCCAAUGCUGCCAAAAAGCCGUGUGUGAACACACCUGCUGAGGAGUCAAACCAUGUUAAUACCGAGCUUGAAUUGCCAAGACCAAUCUAUGGGAGCCGCAGGUAUUGUCUUGAUCCUUAUGAUGGCCCCAUGAUGAACAACGCCACUGAAGCUGCUCAUCGCCGCACCAAGAAUCUCCAGAGGUGGAACAAAUGGAAAGACAAGAACUUUAAGAAGAUGGCCGGUACUGUAAGGAGCCUGGUGUACACAGUUAAGAAGAUGGGUUCUAAGAUCAAGAAGCUGAACGCAAGCUUGAGAGGUACCAAAGAGGUGAAGCCGCUGAGAGUUCAUGCCAUGAAGAGCUGUUGAGGACUUGUGCCGGUCCGUAUGAGCAAGAUCCGAAUGAUGAGGAGCUAAGGGCCAGGAGGGAGGCAAUGCAAUCACCAUCAGACCAAUCCUCCAAUCCAUCAGUCUCAAUGGGGUCUCCAGCCCCAUCUCUAAGUCCUUGAGAAGGUAACACUCCACUCUUGUAAAUAUGCAUCUAGCUUAGUUUAUUUUCACUUUCCAUUUUGUGAUUUUUCUUUGCAC